This is a messenger RNA of Drosophila biarmipes, 2123 nucleotides long. Its product is annotated as lysosomal aspartic protease. The transcript has a single exon. Gene Ontology annotation, cellular component: lysosome. The coding region runs from base 443 to 1894 and encodes 483 amino acids. NCBI's taxonomy places the organism in Eukaryota, Metazoa, Arthropoda, Insecta, Diptera, Drosophilidae. Gene Ontology annotation, molecular function: aspartic-type endopeptidase activity. Gene Ontology annotation, biological process: proteolysis; cell death. The record is from RefSeq and is a predicted model, not a curated record.
UGUGAAAAAGACUUUUCUAACAACUUUAUUUUUUUAGAAAAAAAUUAAAGACAAUUUUAAGAAUCAAAAAAUGUUUAUGUCAAUUUUAAGAAUCGAAAAAGUUUAAACCAAUGUUAAGUAUAAGUACAUGCUUAAUUCUAUGCAACUGUUUUUUCUUGAGUAAGGUCAUUAGUUAUUUAAGUGACUUAGUUCUAGAAACGAUUUCAUUAUUAAAUAUUUUAAGACAUCAAAAACGUGUGAUCUAAUUUUAGGUAAUGUGAUCUGCGUUAUAAUUGUUUCCAUUUAAUUUUCUUACGCUUUCUAAGGAAAUGCAAACAUUCCCACAUCUGUUUUCUCAAGUGACCUUGGCUAACAAAUUUCGUAGUAUGGUGGGCUCUAUAAAACCCAUGUCACCCCAAUAGCGAGGAUUAGUAGCUACUAAGUUUGCUCGCAAAUUCCGAGAAUGCGUUGCAGAAUUUUAGUGCUAUGUGCGUUAAUUUGUCUAUUUGUUAUUCUGACCGAAGCUAGGCAGAGGAAAGUGAGUAGUCGUUCGGGAUCCAGAUCCCUGGCAGCCAGAAACGGAAACAGAAUUCACCGAAGUAAUGUGCGCCAACGGAGUGGAAAUAGACUAUCUGCCAGAUCAUCCAGAUCUGCCAGAUCUCCUAGAUCAAAGAACCUUAAGAAACGUGGACUAAAUGCGGGCAAGAAAAACCGGAGACGUCGUAAUUUGGCCAAGAAAAAGGAAGGCAGAAGGAAACGUAACGCGGCCAAUCGUAAAUCCAAGGCCAAGUCAAGUUCCAGCAGUGGUGCGAGUUUUGCUACUCUGCCACUGGAUUUCCAACAGAAUUUCGUACGGACCACCGACGAUUUGCGAUCGGAGAAGGUGUUUUUGGCCAGUCGAUAUGGCUUCAGCUUUGCCAAGACUUCUGGAUCCGCAAGACUGAGGAACAGAGCGAACAUGGAGUACACCUGCAAGCUGAGCAUUGGCACCCCGAAGCAGAAGUUCACCAUACUUCCGGAUACUGGUAGCUCCAAUCUCUGGGUCACAGGACCGCACUGCAGGAGCAAGGCGUGCCAAAAACACAAGCGUUAUCGUCCCAAGAAAUCCAGUACCUAUAUAAAAGACGGCGAGAAAUUUGGCAUUCUAUAUGGUUCCGGUUCCGUGGCGGGAGUUCUGGCCAAUGACACGGUGAGCAUAGCUGGACUGACGGUGACCAAUCAGACCUUUGCGAUGACCACCAAGGAACCGGGAAGUGUCUUUACCACGGCCUCCUUCGAUGGCAUACUGGGCAUGGGCUAUACGUCCAUCUCCGUGGAUGGUGUCACGCCCUUGGUGCAGAACAUGUGCGCACAGGAUGUGAUCUCCAGUUGCAGGUUUGCCAUUUGCAUGAAGGGCGGAGGCAGCUCGUCCCGAGGAGGUGCCAUUUUCUUCGGCAACUCCAGUACCAGCGCCUAUAGUGGCUCGCAUAGCUAUACCUACACUCCGGUGACCAAGAAGGGUUACUGGCAGUUUGAGCUGCAGGCUCUCUACGUGGGCGGCACCAAAGUGAGUGGUGCGGUGCAGGCGAUUGUGGAUUCCGGAACAUCCCUCAUGACGGCGCCAACGGCCAUCUACAAGAAGAUCAACAAGAUCCUCGGCUGCAAGGAGACCUCCAGUGGGGAGUGUUGGAUGAAGUGCUCGUCGGAUGUACCCGACGUCACCCUGGUCAUCGGGGGCAAGAAGCUCGUCCUUAUGGGUAAAAAGAUUAUGGUGAGGGUGCAAACCAGCAAGGGUAAAACCAUUUGCGUGUCGGUGUUUAUUGAAGUUCCGGACGAACCUCUAAUCCUGGGCGAUGCCUUCAUAAGGCACUACUGCACCAUCUUUGAUUUCACCAACAAUCGCCUUGGAUUCGCUGCCACCACUUACAAGACAUAGGCUAAAGUGUAAUCUUUAAAAAUGUAAAGACAAUAAAGCUGAUCUCGCAGAGGGAAUCAUCAAUAAUAUAAAUAUUUCAGACUAGAUUUUUCAUAUUUAAAAUAAGUACUUACUGAUACAAUUAAUAUUUAAUAUAUUAAUUAAUUACUUCAUAUGUUCCUAAGUUCUGACCUACCCAAUUACCUUCCUAAUCAGCCAAAAACAGCUGUGCAUUUACAUAAGCAAUAUU